Messenger RNA from Myripristis murdjan (pinecone soldierfish), 2315 nucleotides. RefSeq names its product LHFPL tetraspan subfamily member 3 (gene lhfpl3). The coding region runs from base 681 to 1367 and encodes 228 amino acids. Gene Ontology annotation, biological process: sensory perception of sound. The transcript is spliced from 4 exons. Lineage: Eukaryota; Metazoa; Chordata; Actinopteri; Holocentriformes; Holocentridae. The record is from RefSeq and is a predicted model, not a curated record. Gene Ontology annotation, cellular component: plasma membrane.
GUUGUGUUUUCUUAUAGAACUGGUGUGUUUUUUUAAGAUUUCGCGCGUGUGAUAGGGAAAUAACACGUCAGCCCGGGGAUUAAGGGAUGUGGGCUGGCUCUAUAAUAUCCGAGGCUGCCCUCCAACUCUAAUUCAAUAGGAUCUAAGCUGCGGUUGUUGAUGGUCUGUCAGCAUCGAGCGCAGAUGGAUCGUUUAGAUGUGUGGUUUGAGCAAGAUCUCCGGGUAUCUCACAUUGCGAACCUCCCUCGGAUAAACUGUGUAUCGGAAUAAUCUCUGCCACGGCUCAGGUAGGGGCAUUUUGAAUGUGAGGGCUGGGAGAUAAACCUAUGGGCUCCUGAAGAGAGGAUGGAUCUCAGCCUACGGCUUGUUUCCCCGAGCGCAUGUUUCGUUGUCGUAGUCUGCUGAAUGAUCGGAGGAUAGGCUAAAAUAAAAACAGCAAAAACAUAAAAGAAAAAAAAUCAGACCGUGCCAUGAAUGCGAGAGUGCAGUGAUGCGGGCGCAGCUGGGAACAUACUGGACUUGUGCAAAAGCAGAGAUUUCCACAGACAGGCAGAUGAGUAGAAGUUGUGGACUGACCAUGCCUUGCAGGAUCCGAUGCUGCAGAUGUUAGUUUGGGAAAGGCAGAGUAGUGGCUCCUAAGCACAGAGUAACCCUACUCACACACAGAGAGAGACCGGAGGAUGGUCCCUGGGGCCCCCACGACCACCACUAUGCUCCCCGCGUCGGAGGCUGCCAAAAUCUACCAGACCAACUACGUGCGUAACUCUCGGGCCAUCGGCGUCCUCUGGGCCAUCUUCACCAUCCUCUUCGCCAUCGUCAACGUGGUGUGUUUCAUCCAGCCCUACUGGAUCGGGGACGGUGUGGACACGCCGCAGGCAGGCUACUUCGGUCUGUUCCACUACUGCAUCGGCAACGGGCUGUCCCGGGACAUGACCUGCCAGGGCAGCUUCACCGAGUUCAGCACCAUCCCCUCCGGUGCGUUCAAGGCCGCCUCCUUCUUCAUCGGCAUGUCCAUGGUGCUGGUCCUCACCUGCAUCGGCUGCUUCGCGCUCUUCUUCUUCUGCAGCACCGGCACCGUGUACAAGAUUUGCGGCUGGAUGCAGCUGGCUGCAGGUACAUGUCUGAUCCUGGGCUGCAUGAUCUACCCAGAUGGCUGGGACAGCGACGAGGUGAAGAGGAUGUGUGGCGAGCAGACGGACAAGUACACGCUGGGCGCGUGCUCGGUGCGCUGGGCCUACAUCCUGGCCAUCAUGGGCAUCAUGGACGCGCUCAUCCUCUCCUUCCUGGCCUUCGUCCUGGGCAACCGCCAGGACAGUCUGAUGUCUGAGGAGCUGCUGGGAGACAAGACUGGUAAUAAUGCCAUAUAAUGCCUGCCCGGUGGCAAAGCAGUCACACACACAUACACACAGGUCUCGCUGCCCAGACGUGACGUUACUUCAGGAUCCGGCCUCCCACUGCUGGUCCAACCUGCGGCUGGGAUGCAGCGCUGACGCUUUGGAGAAGGAACAGAUCAAAGAUGAGGAGGUGCGGAGGGAACCGAGCCUCGGUGGAGACGAGGCUGCACUCGCCCUCUCUGAACAGACUCGCUGUAAAAUAGCCUCCUCGCUCAUCCCAGACUCUUUGUUUUAGUUUUUUUUUUUUUUUUGCUGGACCUAUUCUUCACAGCUGCAACAAAACACACAUCUUUCAGAUCCAGUUUCACUGCACCAUCUCAAGCCUCGUACAGUUCAGACUGUCUCUACAUGACAGCUCACAGGCUCAGCUGGAAAUGCGGUGGAAAGUCUGGCCCAGGCCGUUGUUACAAAAUCACACGACUCCUCCCGUAGUAAUUCAGCUCUGGGACUCUUGUUGGAUUAAUGCCAUGGAGGGAGGGCCAAUCAGAUCGAAUUAAAUCAGAACAAAUUAACCGCACUUUGACCGACACAACAAGGACUCGAAAGACUUAAGGUCAAAGCUGUCAAGUCUUCUCUUUGUUAUCAAGUUGUCAACAGUGUAGUAUACCAUAACACCGAAAAAUAACUUUGUGCGCUGGAUCCUGUCUGGACUCGGGUUUGUUUGACCUUUCAUUCAGAAGGUAGAGGCGAAGGUUAAUUAAAAGGGAAAAAAAAAAAAAACAAGCUUUACAAAAGUAAAAGUGCAUUUGAUCCCACUGAACCAACAAACCGGAUAUAGACUCAGUAUUGGCAGUGAACCCACUGGGAUGAACUAACACGAGAAGAUGAAUGUAUGUAAUUAUUAACAAAUGUUUGAUGUGAUAGAGUCAGAAGAUAGAGAUUAGGUUUUUCUAGUGAGAAAUCUGCACACACACAAAAAAA